Messenger RNA from Helobdella robusta, 309 nucleotides. RefSeq lists its product as hypothetical. The coding region runs from base 1 to 309 and encodes 102 amino acids. The record is from RefSeq and is a predicted model, not a curated record. The transcript has a single exon. NCBI's taxonomy places the organism in Eukaryota, Metazoa, Annelida, Clitellata, Rhynchobdellida, Glossiphoniidae.
AUGCAUUUUCGUACCCGCCCAGAUGGGGCACUUAUGCGUCAUGGGGGAAAAGUUAAGGGUUCUGAAUGUCCCGGCUCUCUCGCCAGGCCUCCGGUGGUGCUAAAACGUAUGUCUUUGGGAAAUGCUGGUAAUCUUUCUAUCAAGAAAAAUCAUGUUGUGCUUGCCCCAAAAUGCGACACGGCUGAUGAAUUUUUUUCUAGAUCUGCCAAUUUUUGUUUGCAUGAUCAUCUUUCCAAGCAGUGCAGACCCAAAUUUAGUCAGGUGUUGGCCAAGGUUUUGCAAGCAGACUUCAUAAGCAGACUCUUAUGA